GGGCGCGGCGCGGGAUGGAGCUGAGCCCCGGCGUGCAGAAGAUGUCGGUGAGCCAGCCGCAGUCGGGAAGAGGUGUGCCUUGUUUACGCUGCAGAGGGACGUGCACAGGCUUCGAGCCACAUUCUUGGAGGAAAAUCUGCAAGUCAUGCAAAUGCAGCCAGGAGGAUCACAGCCUGAGCUCGGACAUGGAGGACGAUCGGAAAAUUGGGCGCCUGCUGUCGGACUCCAAGUACGCCACGCUCACCGCCCGGGUGAAAGGAGGUGAUGGCGUUCGCAUUUACAAAAGGAACCGCAUGAUCAUCACCAACCCCAUCGUCUCUCGGAAAGACCCCACCUUCGACACCAUCACGUACGAGUGGGCUCCACCGGGGCUCACCCAGAAGCUGGCCAUGCAGUACAUGGAGCUGAUCCCGAAGGAGAUGCAGCCGGUGGCGGGGACGGACGGGGCAUACUAUCGCCGGCGGCAGCUGAUGAGACAACUCCCGCUGUACGACCAGGACCCGUCCCAGUGCCGCGGCCUCGCCGAGGGCGAGCUGAAGCUGAUGGAAGACUUUGUGAAGAAGUACAAAGCCGAGGCGCUGGGCGUUGGGGAGGUGGCGCUGCCAGGCCAGGGCGGCGGUGGGAAGGAGGAAGGGAAGCCGCAGGACAAGAGCACCGGUGCCGGCAAACCCCCCGAGUCCACCAACGGGGCCCUGGAGAGCGCGCCCGCGGGAGGGCACUACCGCUGCGAGACCUGCAAGCAGGCGGUGCCAGGGGACUGCCCGGUGGUGUACGCCGACCGGGCGGGAUACUCCCGGCAGUGGCACCCAGCGUGCUUCGUGUGCUGCCGGUGCUCCGAGCCCCUCGUCGACCUCAUCUACUUCUGGAAGAGCGGGGCCGCCUGGUGCGGGCGCCACUACUGCGAGAGCCUCCGGCCGCGCUGCGCCGGCUGCGACGAGAUCAUCUUCUCGGAGGACUACCAGCAGGCAGAAGGGAUGGCCUGGCACAAGAAGCACUUUGCCUGCCUGGAGUGCGAGACGCUGCUGACCGGCAAACCCUUCGCUCUGGACAACGCCAGCCUCCUGUGCACGACCUGCAGCAAAAGCAAACGCCUCUGAGCGGGGAGCAGCUCGGGGGUGAAGCGGGCUCCCCGAGGUCCCACCAGAACUGGGGUCAUUUGACAAGUACAUGAGAAGGGGAAGGUUAAAAAAAAAAAAUUAGAGCCUGGCUAUUCACUUGCAAGCAACUAAGUGCCCCCUUGCAUCUGAUACAGCUUGCAGGAGAGCAUUUCCUUGGGGAGGAAGCAAAGGAAACUCGUACGCCUGCGGGUGGGAGGUACACGGCAUAUCUGACUAGGAGGGACUGAAAAGGAGGUUCUGUGUUGUGCUGGGUUUUUUUAUAAAGUCUCUCCAAGCUUCUUAUGACUUAAGAUCUUGCAAUAGUCUUUUGGAAAUAACGCAUCUCAAAAGUAACUUUUGGCAUACUAAACCUACAGUCAUGGUCAAAAACAAGGGUUGUUAGUAUUUUUUUGAAAUCCAUACUGGAAGUUUACACUAACAGGCUGCUGACAACUGUACUAAAGCAAUGGGUUUGAAGAAUGUGAUUAACCUGGGUGAUUACUUUCUGAAAGCAAAUGAUACAAAAUUGCAGCAACAUGUAGCUGUAGCUUUCUCCUCCUAAGUGUACAAUAAUGUAAAAAUAACGAGUUGGCACACAGGGCGAUUGGUUUAACCCUGGCGAGAUGGGAAGGGUGCAGCUCUGCCCUGGGGCAGCCGACUGGCCCAACCCCUGUGAGCUCUAGCCCUGAAAUGAAAACGGGAAUGCAAAAGCAUUCCUGGCAGGUCCCACCGACCGGGCUCCUCGGCCUCUCGCCUGCCUCCGACUGCCUGUUAUUGCAGGCGAGCGUGUUUCCACAGAGCGGCAUUGUGUCCCUACCGCCAUGCUGGAGGUCGUUAAGCAUUUAAAGUAUGGGCCUUUAUUUUGGCUGGGUUUGCCAGGAAUUUUAUGGAAAACAGCUUUCCAGCCUAAGCUGUCUUGGGGGUGGGGGGGUGCCUGAAAUGCUGCAAUGCCAGUUUUUCCCUGUAAUACGUCAAUGAGUCCCUCCAAGUACCAGGGAACCAUACCUUCCCCUCGGAGCCGGCAGCACCCUCGCCCUGGGCUCUGCCCUGCUCCUCGUCCCGCAGCUCUCCCAUCCCAAGGGGAGGUCCCUGUCACCUUUUGGAUCUGAUAGGGGUGACACCAUCCUAGGAUCCGGCACUGAGUCUCUGCGGAUAGUAUUUGUUCCCUACAUCAAGCAAUGCUUCUGGUAGUCACUGAAAAUAUCAGAUAGUCCAGGCUGGCAGAUGUCUGUGUGCUCGGUCUUUUUUCUUAUAUUAAAUGUCUCCAUUAUUUGCCAGAGAACUGGAAUUUUUUUUUUUUUUUUUGCAGAGGUGAGUGUGCAAGGAGCUCACAAUUGCUAGGUUUUUCUUUCUGCUACAGAAGACGCUGGUUUCUCUUUAAAGCAUGCUCCAUGCUGUGGAUGUUUGCUUGCUUAUGAUAAAAUAACUUGCCAAUGCGAGUUGGGGGAAACUGUACCUGCUGCAGGGUUAGAGCAUGCGAGCUGCGGGCCGGACCCUGCCGCCUGCCUCGGGGGCUGCCCCGCUCGGCUGCUGGGCAGGAGCAGGCCAAGUCCAUCGCUGUCUUUGGGUAGGUGAGACCGAUGCCGUGUAAAGACGUAUCUGUAUGUGGGGUGUGAGUGCCUCCUACGCUUUGUCCAGCCCUGUGCUGUUGUGUGGUUGAUAUUCCUGGAAACGCUGGGGUAUUUAAAGAGAGUAAAUGAAAUGCUGCCGCGGGAGCAGAGCAGGAAGAUCCCGAGGUGGCAGCGACGGCCGUAGCUGUGGGGGUGAUGGACGUGUGUCACAGGGUAUCGCGGUGCACAUGUUCCUGGGGUCAUUUGUCCGUCUUGGGUUAGGCAGUGGAUGCGUUGAGUGCCUGGGGCCGUCGCUUCUGUAAACUCGGGCAGAUGCUGCAAGUCAAGAGAGGAUGCGUAGACCUGAAGUUGUGCUAGGAAUAAUAAAGCUCCCUUGGAUCAGCCUUGGAUACAGGCACUUUGGUUAUAAGUAAAGUAGGAAUGAAAAAUAAAGCCCAGUGCUUAGCCUUACUGCCUCUUCUUCAUUUUGUUACCAGGGAAAUGUCUUUACGUCUUUGUAAAAUUUUUUUUUUUUAAAGACAUAUUGUUGUUCUAAACCCUGCAAUGUUAAGGCAGCCAAAAGUGCAUACACUCAGUGGAAGCAGUGACAGGAAUAGUGUGAAUCGCCUGUGAAACGCUCU
Molecule: messenger RNA, 3288 nt
Organism: Gymnogyps californianus (California condor)
Lineage: Eukaryota; Metazoa; Chordata; Aves; Accipitriformes; Cathartidae
Gene: LMCD1
Product: LIM and cysteine rich domains 1
Exons: 6
Coding region: 15-1097 (360 amino acids)
Molecular function (GO): zinc ion binding
Source: RefSeq, a predicted model, not a curated record